Messenger RNA from Cynara cardunculus var. scolymus (artichoke), 3148 nucleotides. Its product is annotated as protein DETOXIFICATION 55. Lineage: Eukaryota; Viridiplantae; Streptophyta; Magnoliopsida; Asterales; Asteraceae. The transcript is spliced from 2 exons. Gene Ontology annotation, molecular function: antiporter activity; xenobiotic transmembrane transporter activity. The record is from RefSeq and is a predicted model, not a curated record. The coding region runs from base 1542 to 3071 and encodes 509 amino acids. Gene Ontology annotation, biological process: xenobiotic detoxification by transmembrane export across the plasma membrane. Gene Ontology annotation, cellular component: membrane.
CAAGAAAUAGCCAAAUAGGCAUUCAAAUUGGUAAGAUGAAUUCGUUAUAUGGCAAUGAAAUGUUUAACUAAAAGAAGCAGAAAUUGCAUCAUAAAUACAAAGCAGAGGAAUAUGCUCCACAAAAAUGUCAAAAUUGUGUGUUAUGGUGAACGAAUGUGUUAUAAGCAUGCAUGCAUACAUACAGCUACACAUAAAUCGAUCUAGUAUCUUAUUCAUGUAGGAGAUGUUGAAGCAGCUCUCCUCCCUUCAACCGAUGCUUUUAGCAUGUACUCCAACAUGACAGCAUGUACAGUAAUACAAUGCCGUAUAAUAAACUGAACUUACAUAACCAAGAAAGUAAGUUCUAAACCAAAGUGCUGCAAGUUUUAUAAGGUUACAGAGAAAAUAAUCUCAAGUAUGACAACAGAGGAACAGAGAGAGUUAUUUGAAAUAAAACAAAAUUCAAAAAGAAAGCAAGAAAGAUAAGAUGUACAUAGAAAGGUUGCUAUUAUACCUUUGUGAGUCAAGUGGCAACCUGAUACUAUAAAUGGAUAUUUUUUUACCUUGGAUGUCAAUCUAGUACAGGAAUCUCAGAGAGAACAUAGUGAAAAUUCUGCCUGAUCACUAUGGAGAGUUCAUCCUACAAUGUAUGACAUGGACCUGAACCUGAUUCCCCACUUCUUCAUCACUUUGAGCCAUAUAUGCUACUCAACAACAGGAAAAUGUGACAUGUUUUCAUUACAAAAUGGAAGUUCUAUAGUGGUCCUUGAGAAAAAGAAGACAUCCUUAUUUUGUGCAUAUAGUGCUUAAGGUUCACAUUGUUCACGCUCUGAAAUUGAAGCUUGUCACAUGCUGCAUCCGGUAAGAUAGCAACAUAACACUUCCAUUAAAGAUGAUUAUUUCAUCAUCUAAUGUAAGACCCUCCAGAUUUACGGGGUCAUGGAGGAGGAAUAUGGAAUCACUAAAAGUUUGCCACCAUGUGAGGGUUAAGAUUGCAUCUUUUGACAUCUGAUCUAAGUAUGAGAGGUUCAUUACUUCUUUAACAAUUAAAAGUAGUUUUUAAUAAAACAACCUCUCUUCAAACCUAUAGUAAAACGAAUAAAGCAAUAUUUCUGUACAAUAAACUUGUACAAGACCAACCAAGCGAUCAUGUCUCUUGGAGGCCUUAAGACACCAUGCAUCUAGGGUGUGUGUAUGUGUGUAUACAUACAUACUCCAUGAAGGUAAUAUUAGCAUACUGCACCAUAAUGAUGACACUAACAUUACUGGGAAGAAUAGUGUUUUAUGUAUUAAAACAUAUCAUAUUUGGAGAAAGUAAAACGUCAGAAAAGCAUUAUGUUGAUGUAAAUCUCAUUCAUCUUUACAUGGUCUAAAUACAUUCUUAGAUUCUAAAAGUACCUGUCCCUUGUUUCAUUGACAUCCAAGGUAGCCCUGCCACCUUUCACCACUAUAAAACCAUGCCAAAUUCUUUAUAAGCACUGACAACUCUGCCUCUGUCCACUACCUCUCUCCCUGCUUUCUAGCAUCACUUUUUUUAUCUGUGCGUGAGUUUAUAUGUAUGCAUGAAGACAUCAAUGUCUUCUAUCAAAUCCUGUCUUUGCAUCAGAUACAAGCAAAUGAUGCCAGAGCAAACUCAAAUCAAUCCGAUACUUCCCAUGGUUAUGGAGGAAAUGAAGAUGAUGACAACAAUAGGCUUUCCUCUAUUCACCAUGGGAUUGGUGGGUUAUCUCAAAAAUAUGAUUGCAGUUAUAUGCAUGGGAAGGCUGGGGAGCCUUGAGCUAGCAGGUGGUGCACUAGCAAUAGGGUUCACAAACAUUACUGGCUACUCGGUUCUAUCAGGUCUUGCUAUGGGGAUGGAACCCCUUUGCAGCCAAGCUUUUGGUUCAAGGAACUUACACAUGGUUACUUUAACACUACAAAGAACAAUCCUCAUGUUAUUGUUCGCGUCGCUACCCAUUGGGAUGCUAUGGGUUAACCUUGAGCCACUCAUGCUUAAGCUACGCCAGGACCCAGAGAUUUCACACAUUGCUAGUCUGUAUUGUCGAUAUGCUGCCCCGGAUCUUAUUGUUAACAGCCUCCUAAAUCCUUUGCGUAUCUUCUUACGAAGCAAAGGAUCAACAUGGCCACUGAUGUGGUGUACUUUACUUGCAACAGUUUUACACUUUCCCAUCACCAACACCUUGGCCUUCACCCUUCACCUUGGGGUUCAAGGGGUUGCACUCUCCACCUUCAUCACCAACUUGAGUACAUCAGUUUUCCUUCUAGGCUACAUGUUUUUCGCCCAUGCCUCCAAGGAGGCUUUGUCUGAACCAACCAUACGAGAGUCAAGAUCUAUAGCUAUAGAAGGUUCACUAGGGGAGGGGUGGGGUAUGCUAAUUCGACUCGCUAUAUCAAGCUGUUUAGCUGUUUGUUUAGAAUGGUGGUGGUAUGAGUUCAUGACACUUGUGGCUGGGUAUCUUCAUAAACCUCACAUUGCGCUAGCUGCAUCUGCUAUAGUUAUCCAGACAACAUCUCUUAUGUACACAUUGCCGUCAGCACUUAGCAUGUCGAUAUCAACCAGAGUAGGCAAUGAGCUUGGAUCAGGCCAACCAGGUAAGGCCCAUCUGGCAACAUUAGUGGCCAUAGGACUGGCACUCCUAACUUCAGUGUUUGGCUUGUUGGGGAUUACCUUGUGGAGAGAAGCAUGGGGGAAAGUCUUCACAAAUGACAGCGAAGUUUUACAGCUAACAAUGGCUGCUCUACCCAUAAUUGGAGUAUGUGAAUUAGCUAAUUGCCCACAAACCACAUGCUCUGGGGUCCUUCGUGGAAGUGCAAGACCAUCCACUGGAGCAAGAAUUAACUUCUGCUCGUUCUACUUGGUGGGUACACCAGUAGCCAUAAUUUUAGCUUUUGUGUGGAAGCUAGAAUUUUUGGGGAUCUGUUAUGGGCUUUUAGCAGCUCAGAUGACAUGUGUACUCUCAAUCUUGACUGUGAUAUACAGGACAGAUUGGGAGCGAGAAUCAUCAAAUGCAAGACAGUUGGUGGGAGGAAGAAGUGAAUGCACAUAUGAAGGUCAAACUAUGGAAUGCGAUCAAGGAGUUGGGUUUAUUUAAAAAGGCAGAUCUUGAGCAGUUAACACACAUUUAUGUACAAAGAAUCUGGUAUUGGUAACCCAAAAAAUGAUAUCAUC